Molecule: messenger RNA, 195 nt
Organism: Neohortaea acidophila
Lineage: Eukaryota; Fungi; Ascomycota; Dothideomycetes; Mycosphaerellales; Teratosphaeriaceae
Exons: 1
Source: RefSeq, a predicted model, not a curated record
ACCAAUCAAGCCAAACUCGAAGAGACAGCCAAAGUCGAGCCAAAGAAGAAGACCAUCGCGCAAUUAGACGAGGAACUUCGCCAGAAACUAUCCGGUAUGGCAGGCGACGGCGGCGCAGCGGGUAUCGAAUACGAGGAUGGCCGGCCAGUGGACAUGAAACGGAGCGUGCGGAACAACAUGUUUAGAUACAUUUGA